AUGAUGUACAGCUUCAUGGGAGGGGGCCUGUUUUGUGCCAUUGUGGGGAACAUCUUGUUGGUGGUCUCCACAGCCACAGACUACUGGAUGCAGUACCGUCUGUCUGGUAGCUUUGCCCAUCAGGGCCUGUGGAGGUACUGCAUGUCCGGCAAGUGCUACAUGCAGACUGACAGCAUUGCCUACUGGAAUGCCACCCGUGCUUUCAUGAUCCUCUCUGCCAUGUCAUGCUUUGCUGGCAUCAUUGCAGGAAUCCUCUCCUUUGCCCACUUCUCAGCCUUUGAGAGGUUCAACCGCUCAUUUGCUGCUGGGAUCAUGUUCUUUGUUUCAACUCUCUUUGUUCUGCUUGCGAUGGCCAUUUACACCGGGGUGACAGUGAACUUCCUGGGCAAGCGUUUUGGUGACUGGCGCUUUUCUUGGUCCUACAUACUAGGCUGGGUGGCACUGCUCAUGACCUUCUUUGCAGGUAUAUUCUACAUGUGUGCCUACAGAAUGCAUGAGUGCAGAAGAGUGGCUGGCCCACGUUAAAGUAAACAGGAAAUACUGCGUAGGUGCAAAAGGUGCAAAGGACAUCAAUUCCCAUUCAAAAAUAGAGAACGUAC
Messenger RNA from Toxotes jaculatrix (banded archerfish), 599 nucleotides. RefSeq names its product lens intrinsic membrane protein 2.5 (gene lim2.5). Gene Ontology annotation, cellular component: plasma membrane. Lineage: Eukaryota; Metazoa; Chordata; Actinopteri; Toxotidae. The transcript is spliced from 4 exons. Gene Ontology annotation, molecular function: structural constituent of eye lens. Bases 1 to 525 code for a protein of 174 amino acids. The record is from RefSeq and is a predicted model, not a curated record.